This is a messenger RNA of Lactuca saligna, 1170 nucleotides long. The record is from the annotation of a GenBank genome assembly. Lineage: Eukaryota; Viridiplantae; Streptophyta; Magnoliopsida; Asterales; Asteraceae.
AUGGAACAAUUCAUUCCAAUAGGAAUGAAGAAAAGCGUUCAGUGGUUGGCUGGUUUAUCACAAACACAAACACUCCGCUUCUCGCCUCUCUCCGGAUCUCGUCUGCUUUUUCACGGUCGAUUCGACGAAUUUCUCCUCCAGCCGUCGCCAUUCGCCAUGUCUCAAAUGGAUAACAGAAACUCCUCCGCCGUCAAAAGAGCUAGAACCGAUGGUGGUCGUAGGGAAGAUGACUGGACCUGUCCCAGCUGUGGGAAUGUCAACUUCUCUUUUAGGACAACUUGCAAUAUGCGCAACUGUACGCAGCCUAGACCAGCUGAUCAUAAUUCAAAAUCUGCUCCAAGGCAAAUGCUGACACCACAGGGGCAUGGGCAUGGGCAUGGGCAUGGCUACUCUUCAUCAUCUCCUUAUGCAAAUUCUGGUGCACCAUCAUCAAUGUACAUGCCUUAUGGCUCAUCUUUAUUCAAUGGAACCUCUAUGUCUCCUUAUGAUGUCCCAUUAUCUGGUGGCUCCGCCUAUUACAACUAUAACAACCACCGCCUUUCUGGCGGAGGAAACCCUUAUCGACCCAUGCACCUCUCUGCCCCCUCGUAUCCUGGUGGGCCCAUCAUAGGGAACGGCAUGUAUGGUGUACCUCAGUUGAUGGAUCGAUACGGUCUAGGGUUGCCCAUGGGACCACGACCUGGAUUUUUCCCAGAAGAGACACCUCAAAAGAAAGAUGGUACACGAGAAAAUGACUGGGCAUGCCCAAAAUGUGGAAAUGUGAAUUUCUCUUUUAGAACAGUUUGUAACAUGAGGAAAUGCAAUACACCUAAGCCAGGAUCUCAGGGUGGAAAGUCAGGCAAGAGUUCAAAUAUGCCUGAGGGGAGCUGGAAGUGUGAGAAAUGUAACAACAUAAAUUAUCCGUUUAGGACAAAAUGUAACAGACAGAACUGUGAUGCUGAAAAACCAUCAGAAUCCCAAAAUUUCCCUGAAGAAGAAGAGGAAGAAGAAGAAGAAGUAGAAGGCAAUGAUCAGGUCAAGAGUUGCUCAGUCUCAGUAUGGGUCGGGUCGGGUCGGGUCGGGUCUGAAAGUGAGUCAUUCUCAUUCAUGUCGUGUUCCUUCCUUCCUGUUGCUGCGGUUAUGUUAUUGAGUUUCAGUUACUGUGGUUUGUGUUUUGUUAAAUUCUUAUAG